Pyricularia grisea is the source of this 921-nucleotide messenger RNA. RefSeq lists its product as uncharacterized. The transcript has a single exon. Lineage: Eukaryota; Fungi; Ascomycota; Sordariomycetes; Magnaporthales; Pyriculariaceae. The record is from RefSeq and is a predicted model, not a curated record. The coding region runs from base 1 to 921 and encodes 306 amino acids.
AUGAUUCCCAAGUACCUUCUUAUGGCCCUCGUGGCCGGCGUUGCAGCCAUGCCAGCGCCAAAAGGCACUGCCGAGAACUCGGGAGCCCUUCAGGCCCGCGCCGUCCCUGUUCCUCCCGACAGUGCCCUACCGCCACGUGCUAGGGCUCUUCAAACCCGCAGUGCCCCAAAGUCCGACACGACUUUUUGGGAUGGGGACGACGACGACGAGCGUCAAAACCACCGUGGCCGCCCUUCGCGUGGCAAGGCUCUUCAUGCCCUUCACGCCCGCUACGACGGUGACGAUAGGCCCCGAGGGGACGGCCCAUAUGAUCCUAGUCAAUCUCACGACGACGACGAGCGCUCGCCCCGCCGUGGUUCGUUCCGUGGUUCGCGUGCCAAGGCUCUUCACGCCCGCGCCGUUGGCCCCUCGCACGACAUCCCAAAGCCCGACCCGACCUUGCCUGUCACCUCUCAAGGCAGCGGGCGCUUCGGAAAGUCUUUGAGUGAUAAGUCUUUGGGUGUCAAGCCUUUGGAUGACAGUCCCUUGGGUGACAAGCCUUUGGGUGACAAGCCUUUGGGUGACAAGUCUUUCGAUCGCCAGUCUUCCGGGGUCAAACUGGGCGGCCCUGGUCGUCCUUUUCACAAGCGCGCCGACAGUCACAACGACAGCGGUAGCAAAAGCCGCGCUCCGUCCGGCGACAAGAAGGCUGACAGCGGUAACAAAGUUGGCGCUCCGUCCGGCAACAAGAACGCUGACAGCGGUAAUAAAGGCAAGGGUCCGUCCAGACAUGAGCCGCAUGGAUAUGAUUCGAUUUCUGACAAGAUCGAGUACGGCCCACCCACGUUUUACUUUAAGAUGCCCGAAGGCUGGCAUGGGCAAAGCCCCCGGCACAGCCCUUCGCAGAGCCCUAGGCGCGAUGAUGAUCACUCCCCCAACUAG